AUGUCGACCCUGCACCACUCCUCCCCGAGCUGUCCGCCAGCACUCACAUCUGCCACACUACAGCUCCACUACCUCGCCGAGGGCGCCGCCAACAUCAUCUACAGUGUGUCUGUGCGGUCUCCGCCGGGCCUACAGCACCAUUCUCACUGCUGCAUCUUGCGGCUGCGCAAAGACCUCCCCUUUACGAAGCCCGCUCUGGAGGUAAUGCGCGAUUUCGAAGAGCGCAUUGGACCUCUCUUCGGCGGCCACGAGCAUCUCCUCAUGAAACAGGCACUGUAUCCACUGACACCAGAGAUGGUCCUCGAUGCGAACGCCGAGUUGAGGGAGAUGGAGACUGCGGAUUCAUCAGGCGACCGCGUCGCCGCCGAGGGCCAAUCUAAAGGGAGGGUCCGCCAUCAUCACAGACGGCAUGUCUAUCUGCCCGCCUAUGAAACGGAGCAGAACGGGAUCUUGAUGCAGAACCUAAAAGAGCCAGGAGUCGACCAGCUGGUCGAGUUCAAACCCAAGUGGUUGGUCCAGAGUCCCAGUGCACCUGUCGAUGCAAGAAAUUGCCGAACGUGUGCUCUGAAUGCGAUGAGGAGGAAGGGUGGAAAACAUCAGGGCCGAGGCGAUUCAGGCUUCUGUCCGCUGGACCUGCUCUCGGGGCCGGACGAAGGCGAUGUGCUGCAACAGGCCCUGGCGAAUGUCUGCCAGCCGGCCGAGGGAGGGAUCGAGGAGUUUCUCGUAUCCUUCCGUCAGCGAGUGCAGCCUGCAUUGAGACAUCUGGCGACGCUGCAGAGACAAUACGGCUCGGUGGGUCUGGAUGACUACCGCAAUCCGGCUGGUAAGAAUCUUGACCUGGCCAUGGCAUUAAGAGACUGUAGUGUCUUCCUGGCUUUGCACACAACGACGACGUCAGCUUCGGAUUCGAAUUCGAGUCGAGGCCGCGUCGAGCUGGUCGAUGUCAAGUUCGCCGACCUGGACCUGAAGACGCCGGAAGGAAGAAAGUUGCAGAAAUGGGCAUCCAUGGAGCAAGAGUUGCUGGACGGCGGGUGGUACUACAACGCCGAAGGAUCGCACUGUUCUCUGGGUCGUCGCCGAGAGACGUGA
Capronia epimyces CBS 606.96 is the source of this 1089-nucleotide messenger RNA. RefSeq lists its product as uncharacterized. Gene Ontology annotation, cellular component: nucleus. The transcript has a single exon. Gene Ontology annotation, biological process: inositol phosphate biosynthetic process. The record is from RefSeq and is a predicted model, not a curated record. Bases 1 to 1089 code for a protein of 362 amino acids. Lineage: Eukaryota; Fungi; Ascomycota; Eurotiomycetes; Chaetothyriales; Herpotrichiellaceae. Gene Ontology annotation, molecular function: ATP binding; inositol-1,3,4,5,6-pentakisphosphate 2-kinase activity.